GAUUUGCAAACAGGAUGGCUGAGAUGGUUUAUGCUGUGACGAGGAUGCUUCUGUUAUAUUUUAUCAGAUCAGGCGUAAAUGGAAAAGAUGAUCGGAUGUUUUUAAGAAGGACUUUUGAUACAUUUCCAUGUGAUAAUAUUUGCUAUGACAUCUGGCAUUUCAACACAAGAGGGAGAAAUUAUUACUUUGCAGUAGUUCAUAAUGCAGAAAUCCAGACGUCUAACCCUGAGGAUGAUGGCUCAAAGUGUUUUCUACAUUUCAAAGUGGAUGAUGGACAUCUUCGGUGCCAAAAGAAUCCAGCAGCUUCAGAUUUAAUCCUUGCACCUGGAGAGAAAUUGUCGCUGCAGUGUGUACUUCCCACCCACCUCAGGCAUAAACACUGUAAUAAUCAGCAGUCAUACAUCAGCCUGAUGUGGGUGGAUGAAUCCAGCUCCAAAGUAAUCCCAGACUCCCAACUCCAGAUACAGCAGAGGUCUCCCUGUGAUGUCACCCUGACUAUAGCGCUGCAGAGUCCCGCAAGCAGGAGGUUCAAGUGUCAGAUGGCCGUGAAUGAGCAAAUCCAGACUUCUGAUGAGUUUUGGAUCAGAGUGCAAGGGCCUACUGGAAGAGGUGGAGGGAAAGGCCUCAUCUUACAGCCUAAAGCUGAUCUCCAAGGUCACAGCAUGGGCACUAUUGGGGCUGCUGUGGGAGCACUAGGCUGCAUGGUGGUGACAGCUCUCGUUGCUGCAUUUGUUGUAAAGAUAAAAAAAACAAGAAGAGACAAUCAGAUAGCAAACAACUCAUGUAAUUUGAACACUGGUGACUCUGCUCCAGGUGAGGUGAUCUAUGCGGUCAUCACUCUUCCUACAGGCUCUGACAGCAUGCUGCUCCAGGAGUGUGAGUCAACAGAAUACGCUUGUAUCAAAUACCAAUAGAAUAAAAAAGCUUUUAAAAAACUGGCCUAGAGCUGCAUGUAGUGUAAAAUUGAUAAGUUUGUUAUCUCCAUUCUUGUUGUAGUUGUCAGGUUGACUAUUUAGGUCUAAGGGAGUAAAAAGAAACAGUGGCUGUUUUUAUAAAAUGCACUUGCUAAUGUGAAUUUUCAAGAGGUUUUUUGAGUGAAACUGUAUGAGCAAAUAUAACUUUCUGAUGUCCAAUGCCAUAUAACCACACUGAAACUAGGCGGUGCCUUUAUGUGUAAUAUGAUAGAAAUUCUACGGUUUUGGAAAGUAUCCCAAAAAAUACACAAAAUGUGGAGUUUUUAAAGGAAUUUUUUUCAUGUUUUUUAACUGACUUGAAUUGCUAUGACAUAUGAUGUGUUAAUCUCUAUUUAAACAAAAUGUUGUAUUGAGACGGAAACAUUGUGCCAAAAAUACCUGGGCUUAAGGUUUUAUCCCACAUCUUACUAGGGCCCUAAAAAUGGGACGAAGAUCGUAUAACCAGGAGCUAAAGUGACAGGAAUCUGAUCAAAAAUAUUUCAGCAUCAAGGGAAAAAAACAAGUAUGCUCUUUUAGGACAUUUUGGGAUUAAGGCUAAGAAGAAGCAUAACUUUAUGACAGGUGCCGGUGAUUUUUUCACCUCUCAGUAGUAGUUUUGGUUAUUUUGUGGAGAUAUUUUAUAUUCUCUUGUUGUGCUGAUGAUUUAAAGUUACUGUCUAUAAUAUACUAAUGUUGUGGAAAAAAUAAUAUGUGGUUAAAGAACUCCAACAAUACUAUUUGUUCAGUUUUAUUGUUACUUUGAUUUCAUGAAGGUCUAAAUCUGUUAUAUUUAAUUAGUGGUCCAAAUGGGGAAAAGUCAACAAUUGAUUAAACAGUAUUUUCCUAUACAUUUACAUGGCAUUUGAUCUUUUUUAGUGUUAUACAUAUCUGUUCUUCAGACAUUUCGAACUGUAAACAAAGUAAACUAUUAAAAAGCAAUUAAGAGUAGGGGUGGAAAAAGGUUUGUGGAAAAUUUCACAAUGAAAUUAGGCUGUGUUAAAAUGGUAACACAUGAAGGGAGCAAAAUCGAGAUUGGAAUUAAUCAAAUGUCAUAGUAACCCAAGACUGCAGACGUAUCACAGAAAUCAUUGCAGCUUAUCAUUUAAAG
Molecule: messenger RNA, 2061 nt
Organism: Cyprinodon tularosa
Lineage: Eukaryota; Metazoa; Chordata; Actinopteri; Cyprinodontiformes; Cyprinodontidae
Exons: 7
Coding region: 15-914 (299 amino acids)
Source: RefSeq, a predicted model, not a curated record